Diatraea saccharalis (sugarcane borer) is the source of this 468-nucleotide messenger RNA. The record is from the annotation of a GenBank genome assembly. NCBI's taxonomy places the organism in Eukaryota, Metazoa, Arthropoda, Insecta, Lepidoptera, Crambidae.
AUGGCUGUGUGUGUCGCAGUUAUCGGCAAAGAUAAUUCUCCGUUAUACAUUGGCGGCGUUGGCAAUGAUACCAGUACAGACAACGAGCUGUCGCGUCAAUGGCUCGUACAUACAGCUUUAGAUGCAUUAGAGGAGAGGCUGGCAACGAGUAAUUCCAACACCACGAACUCUAAUACAAAUAACACGCGAACGGAUUUACGUGAUCUGUACUUGGGCCUAUUGUAUUCAACUGACACACAUAAAAUUUAUGGUUAUGUAACAAAUACUCGUAUUAAACUAGUGUUGGUUACGAGUUCUACAUCACCUAGCGGUAGCAACAUCCGCGAUGCGGAAGUCAGGACUGCGCUACGUCGCCUGCAUGCACUGUACGCCGAUGCUAUCUGCAACCCAUUCCAUUUACCGGGAGAUCAGAUUACUUCAUCAAAAUUCGACAAACAAGUGAAGAAUUUAAUGUUAAACAAUGUAUAA